Molecule: messenger RNA, 811 nt
Organism: Drosophila subobscura
Lineage: Eukaryota; Metazoa; Arthropoda; Insecta; Diptera; Drosophilidae
Product: seminal metalloprotease 1-like
Exons: 2
Coding region: 17-796 (259 amino acids)
Biological process (GO): proteolysis
Molecular function (GO): metalloendopeptidase activity; zinc ion binding
Source: RefSeq, a predicted model, not a curated record
GAAUAUUAGCUUGCAAAUGAUGAAUACGUUCGCCCUGGCUCUGUCCUUGCUGCUGGCCAAGCACUCUCUAAGUGCUUCCUUAACGGAUUGGCAAAGGGAUCCUGAGCUUUUGCCGAACUUCUUUCAGGGUGACCUCGUAAACAGGCCCAGUAUAGCGAAGUGGCGGAGAAAUGUGAUAAGCAACACGAUCUAUCAUUGGCCAAACCGCACAGUCUUUUACUUCAUUGAAAAUGGCACUUUUGAUGAACCCCAUCUACAGUAUAUCCGUCGGUCAAUGCACAGAAUAGAAAAAAUAUCGUGUGUCAAAUUUGUGGAAGCGUCCAGUGAUCAAAAAUAUUUUGUCAAUAUAACAUCGGAUGAGGACGGCUGCCAUUGCGAAGACAUUGGCUGGAGAAAUCAUCGCACAAAAGUUAAUCUUGGGGUAGGCGCUUUGGACCAGGGCUGCUUUCGCAUGGGUUCCAUAAUCCAUGAGCUCCUGCACGUCUUGGGCUUUGAACACCAGCACGUGGCCCAAGACCGAGAUGAAUAUGUGCAAAUUGUAUGGGAAAAUAUUAGUCCGGAAAAUAUAAUAAAUUUCUUCAACAACGAAACAUACAUAGGCUGGAACAACUACGGCGAGGAAUACGACUACGGGAGUGUAAUGCACUACAUUAGUAAUGCAUUUGCCAAGAACAUAUCGCAACCAACCAUUGUAGCCCUGAAAACAGGAGGCUCAAAGAUGGGCCAGCGUCGUGGAUUGAGCAAGACAGAUGUUCGCAAACUAAAUAAAAUGUACAAGUGUCCUGGCUACGUAUAAACUGUAAAUGUUGAA